AUUUUAUAAUUUAUUAUUGUUUAUUACUGUACACUAAUAUAAGUAAUAUAACGUAUCAUUAAUUAGGUUUCCGGGUAGUACAAGUGUUGCAAUAGGACAAAUAUUGUGAGUGCCAAAUGCCAAUUUCAUCGCGACAAACGCAGGAUAAACUGCACAAAACUACGACAGAAAAACUAAAAAAGAAUUGCUUAUUUAACUGUUACAUAUAACAGUUUUUUACGGUCAGAGUGAAAUAUAAUAAAACAAAUAGGUAUGUCAUCGACGAAGAAACUUUUACAAGCUCUGAUUAUGGGUGCCCCAGGCUCUGGAAAAGGAACUGUGUCUGAACGUAUAGUCCGAUCGUUUGACAUGCUACACAUAUCCAGUGGUGACAUACUACGAAAAAUGAUUAGAGAGAAGACUGACAUUGGAAUUCAAGUCAACAAAUUUGUGUCCAAUGGGCAACUCGUGCCUGAUGAGCUGAUGUUGAAAACUAUUGGUAGCGAGUUGAACCGUCUAUCGUCUGCUGAUCGUAGCUGGCUGCUGGAUGGCUUCCCUAGGACAAAACCGCAAGCAUUGAGUCUAUUCAAAAUAGCACCUGUUCAAGUAGUUAUUAGCCUCGAAGUACCAUUUGAUAUCAUCAUCAAUAGAGUAAAAGGUAGAUGGAUACAUGCACCAAGUGGACGAGUCUACAAUACAGAUUUUAACGCUCCUAAGGUACCUGGCCAUGAUGAUGUAACUGGUGAACCACUAAUGCAACGCGACGAUGAUAAACUAGAAUCUGUUAAAAAACGUUUAGAAAUAUAUUCUGAGAUGGCUGGACCUAUUUUAGAGUAUUAUGCUGAGCAAAAUAUUUUAGCAAAAUUUUCAGGAAAAACUACCAACGAAAUUUGGCCUCAAGUUUACAAAUAUUUGGCUACCAAGAUUGAACCGAAGGAAAAACUUGCAUAAGAGUUGUAGAUAUAAUUGUAUCAGCCAAUGUUUAAAUUGUUGUUCUAAUUUUAAUGAUACAUUGUU
Messenger RNA from Rhopalosiphum maidis (corn leaf aphid), 996 nucleotides. RefSeq names its product GTP:AMP phosphotransferase AK3, mitochondrial (gene Ak3). Gene Ontology annotation, molecular function: ATP binding; AMP kinase activity. The coding region runs from base 253 to 930 and encodes 225 amino acids. The transcript has 3 exons. NCBI's taxonomy places the organism in Eukaryota, Metazoa, Arthropoda, Insecta, Hemiptera, Aphididae. Gene Ontology annotation, biological process: nucleobase-containing compound metabolic process. The record is from RefSeq and is a predicted model, not a curated record. Gene Ontology annotation, cellular component: mitochondrion; cytoplasm.